Molecule: messenger RNA, 963 nt
Organism: Dovyalis caffra
Lineage: Eukaryota; Viridiplantae; Streptophyta; Magnoliopsida; Malpighiales; Salicaceae
Source: the annotation of a GenBank genome assembly
AUGGCACUGGAGAAGGAGAGGGUGUGCGUGACUGGAGCUGGAGGAUACUUGGGAUCAUGGGUUGUCAACCUUCUUCUCUCUAAGGACUAUCUCGUCCAUGGAACCAUUAGAGAUCCCUCGGAUGACAAAUAUGCUCAUUUGAAAGAGCUUGACAAGGCAACCGAGAAUCUCAAACUCUUCAAGGCAGAUUUAUUGGACUACAGCUCUCUUUGUUCAGCUAUUCAAGGAUGCAGAGGGGUCUUCCAUGUUGCCAGCCCUGUUCCCUACACUGUAGUGCCAAACCCUGAGGUAGAGGUGAUUGAGCCAGCCGUAAAGGGCACACUAAAUGUGCUUAAAGCAUGUGCUGAGGCAAAGGUAAAACGAGUUGUCAUUGUGUCCUCUGGAAGUGCAGUUUUGUUUAACCCAAGCUGGCCCAAGGGUCAAGUGAUGGAUGAGAAUUGCUGGUCUGAUAAGGAAUAUUGCAGAGCAACUAAGAAUUGGUAUAAUCUUUCUAAGACAGAAGCAGAAAGUGAGGCUUGGGAAUAUGCGAAAAGGAGUGGGCUUGACGUUGUAGUAAUUUGUCCUUCCCUAAUUUUGGGGCCAAUUCUGCAGUCCACAGUUAAUGCAAGUACAAGAGUCCUUAUUCAGAUUUUGAAAGAUGGACGUGAGUCAUUGCAAAACAAGAUUCGGCCGAUAGUAGAUGUUCGUGAUGUGGCUGAAGCACUGCUUUUGGCAUAUGAGACGCCUAAGGCAGAAGGUAGAUACAUAUGCACGGCUUACACAAUCAGAGUUAAAGAUCUAGUGGAGAAAUUGAGGAGUAUAUAUCCUUCCUACAACUAUCCUAAAAGCUUCACCGAAGAAGAUCAGGAAGCAGUACUGAUGAGUUCGGAGAAGUUAGAGAGGCUAGGUUGGAGUUUCCGUCCAUUGGAGGAAACUCUGAUCGACUCCGUCGAAAACUAUCAGAAAACUGGACUCUUGGAUUAA